ACAGUACGAAGGAGGUGUGUUGAUCCAUUAUCUAUAGCUAAUGGAAGUGGCAAAAACACUAACACUUUCCAUGUUCCAAUUUCCAGUAGAAUAGGCAAAAGCAACAUUCAUUCAUUCAUUCCAGUGACUAUUAUUUAUUAACAAUUCUUAUAUCCUCCAAUUUGCGUGUUUCCUUCUAUCUCCUCAACUACCAGACAAAUUUUUCAUUCUCAGCAUCUCCACCCAACCUACGUACCUGGAUACCCCUAAUUCCAAUUUCUUUGGUUCUUGCUUUCCUUUCCCUUCUCAGUUCUCACCAUGGCUUCUUUGAUUCAAUGUUCCGCAACUUCCCUCUCUGCAACUCGAGGAGACUAUGUUGGCUUCUAUCAACCCCGUUUCACCAGGACCCACAAGUGUCGGGUUCGUUGCUCCUUGGAUGCUAAUGUUUCUGACAUGAGCGUUAACGCACCAAAAGGGUUGUUUCCUCCGGAGCCUGAGCACUAUCGAGGACCAAAGCUGAAAGUGGCUAUUGUUGGAGCUGGGCUUGCUGGCAUGUCAACUGCAGUGGAACUAUUGGAUCAAGGGCAUGAGGUGGAUAUAUAUGAGUCGAGGCCUUUUAUUGGGGGCAAAGUUGGUUCCUUUGUUGACAAACGUGGGAAUCACAUUGAAAUGGGACUGCAUGUUUUCUUUGGUUGCUAUAACAAUCUCUUCCGAUUGAUGAAAAAGGUGGGUGCUGAUAACAAUCUACUUGUGAAGGAUCACACUCACACUUUUAUUAACAAAGGGGGUCAAAUUGGAGAACUAGAUUUUCGCUUCCCAGUUGGAGCACCAAUACAUGGGAUAAGGGCAUUUUUGUCUACAAACCAGCUUAAUACUUAUGAUAAGGCUAGAAAUGCCUUGGCUCUUGCACUGAGUCCAGUUGUCAAAGCUCUUGUUGAUCCAGAUGGUGCGCUGAGGGACAUAAGGAAUUUGGAUAGUAUUAGCUUUUCAGAUUGGUUUUUAUCCAAAGGUGGUACACGCAUGAGUAUUCAAAAAAUGUGGGAUCCAGUUGCCUAUGCCCUUGGGUUUAUUGACUGUGAUAAUAUGAGUGCCCGCUGCAUGCUCACCAUAUUUGCAUUGUUUGCCACAAAGACUGAGGCUUCCCUUUUGCGAAUGCUAAAGGGUUCACCAGAUGUUUAUCUGAGUGGCCCCAUCAGGAAGUACAUCACAGAUAGAGGGGGCAGGUUCCAUCUUAGGUGGGGAUGCAGAGAAGUACUUUAUGACAAAUCUGCUGAUGGGAGUAUUUAUGUUAAAGGACUUUCUAUGUCAAAGGCUACUGCCAAGAAAGUUGUGAAAGCUGAUGCUUAUGUUGCCGCUUGUGACGUCCCUGGAAUCAAGAGAUUGAUUCCAUCAGAGUGGAGAGAACAGAAGUUUUUCAAUAACAUAUAUGAAUUAGUUGGAGUUCCUGUAGUCACAGUGCAACUCAGAUACAAUGGUUGGGUUACAGAGUUGCAGGAUCUAGAAAAGUCUAGGCAACUGAGCAAAGCUGUAGGGUUGGAUAACCUUCUCUAUACACCCGAUGCAGAUUUUUCUUGCUUUGCAGACCUUGCACUUUCAUCUCCAGUAGAUUAUUACAUUGAGGGACAAGGAUCAUUGCUCCAAUGUGUUCUGACACCAGGAGAUCCAUACAUGCCCUUACCAAAUGAGGAAAUUGUUGCAAGGGUAGCAAAACAGGUUUUGGCAUUAUUCCCAUCAUCUCAAGGUUUAGAAGUGACUUGGUCUUCUGUGGUUAAAAUUGGUCAAUCUCUUUACCGCGAGGCACCUGGUAAAGAUCCAUUUAGACCCGAUCAAAAGACACCAGUGAAGAAUUUCUUUCUUGCUGGCUCUUACACAAAGCAGGACUACAUAGACAGCAUGGAAGGUGCAACCUUGUCAGGCAGACAAGCUUCGGCCUAUAUCUGUAAUGCAGGGGAAGGAUUGGUGGCACUGCGAAAGAAGCUUGAUGCUGAGGAUUUAAUUACAAACACUAAAGAUGAACUGAGCCUAGUAUGAGAAAUUUCCAUGAGGUGGUCGGUCAUGUGGACAUACAAUGUAUAUUCAGUCCAAAAGGAAUUACAGAAUUUUGAUUGUUUCGAAGCAACUAGUGUUGCUUAUAGCUCUCAUAAUUUCCGGUGUUUAUAAAUUGAUAUUCCUAUCCAGCCAUUCACACAUGUCCGGCCCAAUCAUAAGUAUGGAUUAAAGUAAAUUGAUAUAAUUUUUUUCCUUUAAAUAAGAAAGAUAUAUGUUAAGUUCUUUUGCGGCAA
This is a messenger RNA of Cajanus cajan (pigeon pea), 2261 nucleotides long. RefSeq names its product zeta-carotene desaturase (gene ZDS). Gene Ontology annotation, biological process: carotene biosynthetic process; carotenoid biosynthetic process. Lineage: Eukaryota; Viridiplantae; Streptophyta; Magnoliopsida; Fabales; Fabaceae. Gene Ontology annotation, cellular component: chloroplast. The record is from RefSeq and is a predicted model, not a curated record. Gene Ontology annotation, molecular function: 9,9'-di-cis-zeta-carotene desaturase activity.